CUUCUCAGCCUCUUCACCAAAAUACUAAUUAACUCAAAAAGAGGAGGGAGGAAGCGCUUCCUCUCCGACGAUCUUCCGUUAUCUCGAUCCUUCUCUUUCCCAUUCGCAUCGUCUCGAUCUCUACCCUUCUCUCUUUAAUUCAUCUCUCGAUCCUGUUUGCUUGUUCUAUCACUUCUCCGUUGUUCGAUGGCUGAAUUCCCGGCAUAGGGGUCUCGGGAAUGGGUUGCAACGCCAGGUUUGAAUCCUCGCCUCGGCCUCCGCCUCAGAUCCGCUUCUGAUCCGAGAAGAUCCCGGGUUACUUGCGCCAAUAGUAUGGCGGGCGCCGUCUCGGCGCUGUUCCUCCUCGACAUCAAGGGCCGCGUCCUCAUCUGGCGGGACUACCGCGGGGACGUCUCUGCGGUACAGGCAGAGCGGUUUUUCACCAAGCUCAUCGAGAAGGAGGUGGAUCCGGAGUCGCACUCGCCGGUGGCGAUCGAUGACGGGAUCAGUUAUAUGUUCAUCCAACACAGUAAUGUCUUCCUGAUGACUGCUGCGAGACAGAAUUGCAAUGCUGCCAGUAUUCUUCUUUUCCUGCAUCGCGUCGUUGAUGUAUUUAAACACUAUUUCGAGGAGCUGGAGGAAGAGUCCUUGAGAGAUAAUUUUGUCGUUGUGUACGAAUUACUUGAUGAGAUGAUGGACUUUGGGUACCCUCAAUACACAGAAGCUAAGAUUCUUAGUGAGUUCAUUAAGACAGAUGCAUAUAGGAUGGAAGUGGCACAGAGACCUCCAAUGGCUGUCACAAAUGCAGUGUCAUGGCGUAGUGAAGGGAUACGGUAUAAGAAAAAUGAAGUGUUCUUGGAUGUGAUUGAAAGUGUUAAUAUACUUGUUAACAGCAAUGGACAGAUUAUCCGUUCUGAUGUUGUUGGGGCAUUGAAAAUGAGAACAUACUUGAGUGGAAUGCCUGAAUGUAAACUUGGGCUCAAUGAUCGGGUACUUUUGGAAGCUCAAGGACAGACAACUAAAGGAAAAGCUAUCGAUUUAGAUGAUAUAAAAUUUCACCAGUGUGUCCGAUUGGCACGGUUUGAGAAUGACAGGACAAUAUCAUUCAUACCACCAGAUGGGGCUUUUGACCUAAUGACAUACAGACUUAGCACUCAGGUAAAGCCUCCAAUCUGGGUGGAAGCUCAAGUCGAGAAGCACUCAAGAAGUCGCAUAGAGAUAACAAUUAAGGCAAGAAGUCAGUUUAAGGAAAGAAGCACUGCAACAAAUGUGGAAAUUGAGCUGCCUGUACCUUCAGAUGCCACCAAUCCGAACAUCCGAACAUCCAUGGGUUCUGCUUCAUAUGCUCCUGAGAAUGAUGCACUGGUCUGGAAAAUAAAAUCUUUUCCCGGAGGCAAGGAGUACAUGUGUAGGGCAGAAUUCAAUCUUCCCAGUAUAACUGCUGAAGAUGCGACUUCAGAGAAAAAGGCUCCCAUUCGUGUGAAGUUUGAGAUCCCUUAUUUCACAAUCUCCGGGAUACAGGUACUUCUCUACUUAACAACUUUUUCUGGGCUAUAUAAUCUUAAUGGGUCAUGCCAUCAUGCAUCAAUUGCUCAGGUUCGCUAUCUGAAAAUUAUCGAAAAGAGCGCAUACCAAGCCCUUCCCUGGGUGAGAUACAUCACAAGGGCGGGUGAAUACGAACUGAGACUCAUCUAAAGACACUUACAUGCUAUUUGGCUCUUGAGGACAAUAUCAAAAACACGAAGAUUUCAAGAUUAUAUCUUCGACUCUCAUGAACUCUGUAGAUUUAUCAAUCAUUGUUCUAUGUGUGUAAUGCGGUGCUCAAUCAGCAAUUUUGUUUUUGUCGCACUUA
Messenger RNA from Zingiber officinale, 1831 nucleotides. Its product is annotated as AP-1 complex subunit mu-2-like. Bases 313 to 1674 code for a protein of 453 amino acids. The transcript has 10 exons. The record is from RefSeq and is a predicted model, not a curated record. Gene Ontology annotation, biological process: vesicle-mediated transport; intracellular protein transport. Gene Ontology annotation, cellular component: cytoplasmic vesicle; clathrin adaptor complex. NCBI's taxonomy places the organism in Eukaryota, Viridiplantae, Streptophyta, Magnoliopsida, Zingiberales, Zingiberaceae.